UCUACCUUUUUUGCCCCCGCUUCGGUGUUUACGAUAUAAUCAUCGGUCUGACCUUCCACCUGGCUUCUGGAUGUGAUCGGAACUAAAACCACGACACGUAAGUAAAGUACGGAAAAAAAUUCUGGUCAGAAUAUGACUGUUUAUAGCAGCAAGUGGGCGAUAGAUUGCUGCUCGGUCGAAACGGAAGCGGUGACGAAACGCAUGACGACAAGGCGACCAGUAUGCUCUAAAAUCAAGUUUGCCUUGGACGCAAGUCUGGACAGAAUACCAGAGGUCCUAAUAACCUACGAAACCGAGUACGACACUACACUAUGACUCUUGGAGAAUACAUCGUUAUUAAUCCCUGAAGUAAAUCCAAGCAUGAGAUGCAUGGCAAAAUCCAUUCUGACUGAAAUUACCGACUGUAGAAGAAGCCUCGAUGUUUUUUUAAAAUAUGUAGUUAACAAAUAACGUCCUUUCAGGAUGAAGACAACCUGUGUUGCAAAUUAGUGUACAUUUGCUAGGACGGAAGGAGCAUACCAGCCAGUCGCGUUGAGCAUUUCAUACCAACUAGACAUAUACGUAACCAAGCAACUUGACGAUGGCCUGCUACGAUGUCGAACGCAAACAGUGGCGGGGCAAAACGCAACCAAGUAUUCUCAAUCCGGAGGCCAAUAUUGGGCAAAUUGUGUGGAAUCUACUGUCGAGAACUCCGGACAAGGUUAUCCAAAUCGAUGCCGAUCGCGAUAGUCACAUGACUUGCGCCGAAAUGCGACGCCGCAUUGUGCGAGUUGCGAUGAAUUUACGACAGCAAGGGUGCCGUCGAGGUGAUAUAGUUUCGCUGGUUUGCACCAAUAGCGAGAAUGUGGUACCGGUUUACAUGGGCUGCCUUACAAUCGGACUGGUGGUCAAUCCCUUAGCGCCGAUAUUCAACAAGGAUGACUUGGCACACAUGAUGCGACAGACUCAGUCCAAAGUUGUGUUCUGCGACGCAGAAAAUCGAGAAACUGUUGAACAGGCCGCUGAGGACGCGAUCGCUGAAAAACCGAUGAUCUAUGUGAUGGGCGAAAGUGCUGGAGAAGCGCUGUCCAUCGAUGGGCUCUUAAGGCCGGCGAAAGGUGAAGAACAGUUCGUCCCUAAAUAUCUAGGCGACUCCAAGAAACUGCUGGCUAUCAUUCUGUGCUCAUCUGGUACUACCGGACUUCCCAAGGGCGUUUGUCUGUCACACGCCCAUCUGAUAGAGAACGAUGUGUUUGCAGAAGAACUCAACGCUGGACCCAUAUUCAACUUCAGUGCACUAUUCUGGGCAACGGGGAUGUUUGCUGUGCUCACCUCUCUGUACAAUCAGCGGCCUCGAGUGAUCACCAGCAAAGCGUUCAACGAGGAAACGCUGAUCGACGUGAUCGAGAAGUACAAAGUGGUAGAUGUUUUCACCCCUCCGUCCUACGUUGCAGCCCUGGUGAAUCAUCCUCGCUUUGCCAAGGCCGACUUCAGUAGUGUCAAGAGGUGGACAAUGGGCGGCGCCAUCGUAUCCGAGGAAUUGCAAACCAAGCUGGAGAAUCGUCUACCCAACGGGAUCGCCAAAUCUGUCUACGGAACUUCGGAAAUCGGAAUCGUAACGGCGGCCGAUACUCCUGUCGUCCCCGGAGCGGUUGGAACUAUCAUUUCAAACUUGGAAGUGAAGAUAGUGGACGAGUGCGAUCGAAGAUUAGGUCCCAUGGAAAAAGGGGAAAUUCGGUUGAAAUUCAAGCACAAGAUUUUGGGCUACCUCAAUAACGAGCAAGCAACUCUGGAAGCAUUCGACGAGGAAGAUUUCUUCAAAUCCGGUGAUAUUGGAUAUUUUGAUCAGAGUGGCCAACUGUACGUGGUCGACCGGAUCAAGGACAUCAUCAAGUAUAAAAAUUAUCAAAUUUCUCCGUCGGACCUCGAGUCCGUCAUCGAAAAAAUCGAAGGAGUUAGCCAUGUUUGCGUAACGGGUGUGCCAGUGGAGGAUAAAUCAUCCGAUUUGGCAACGGCUGUUAUCGUACGCAAGGAAGGCUCGACACUGACCGAAGAGCAGGUCCUGCAAGCGGUCAACAGCCAAGUGAGUGACUUCAAGCAGUUGCGAGGUGGAGUAUAUUUUGUGGAAAGAUUGCCCACUUCGGCUGCAGGGAAAGUUCUCAGGCGUGCCGUGAAGGAGAUGGUGAUCAAUAGACUAAGCAUCAAAUGAUAGUUAGCGACAAUAAAUGAAUGUUUAUACUCAAAUGCAAAAAUAUAUCAACGCAUUUAUAAGAUAAAGUAAAUAAAGAUAGAUAGAAUAGUGUAUAGAUAGUACAUAAA
This is a messenger RNA of Aedes aegypti (yellow fever mosquito), 2298 nucleotides long. Its product is annotated as 4-coumarate--CoA ligase 1. Bases 581 to 2188 code for a protein of 535 amino acids. The record is from RefSeq and is a predicted model, not a curated record. NCBI's taxonomy places the organism in Eukaryota, Metazoa, Arthropoda, Insecta, Diptera, Culicidae. Gene Ontology annotation, biological process: fatty-acyl-CoA biosynthetic process; long-chain fatty acid metabolic process. The transcript has 5 exons. Gene Ontology annotation, molecular function: long-chain fatty acid-CoA ligase activity.